GUACCUGUCAACACAAUGCACUUCUUCUGUCAAGGUAAUGAGUUUCCUGAAUGUUUCUCCUCUCACAAAGCAGCUGUUUAACCUCGGUGGAAAUGCUUAUAAAAAUGACGGAACACUAAUUAUCUCCGGAGAAAGUCUCGGCGCUUUUAUGGACGAAGUUUGUCCCUCUUAUUAUCUGCACCAGCCGGACUCCCGGAAUGACAUUUGUUGCCACUAGCAGGAUGGAGUGUCUGUUCCAGAGAUGCCAUAAAGAGGCUGUCUUCCUCUCUGUCUUUCGCUCCGUGCUGCUCAUGACAUGCUUGCUCCUGGUCCUGUUUGUGUCCAUGUAUCCCGGGUUAUGGUCCAUUGGUGUCCAGCUUCAUUCAGCCAUUACAGGAAGCUAUGUACCAGGCCACCACUCUGUCCUUCUCGUCAACAGCCCCAACGAACAGGCAGCCAAAGACAUUGGCAGGGCGAUCAUGGAGAGGCGGCUGGCAGCCAGUGUUAACAUUCUCUCCAGAACCUCCACAAUGUACUUUUGGAAAGGCGAAAUCCAGGAUGCAAGCGAAGUUCUUAUGGUCUGUCCACCCCUAUGCAAACCCAGAAGUCCUCAGCUUUGCGGUGGAGGACGGCAGUCUGGCUUACAUGAAGUGGAUGGAUGAAGCCAUUCCAGACAACUGAUACAUCAUUAAAAUCAGAGCCAAUCUUUGCAUGGACUGCAGCCGAACAAGGAAAAUGAGCCAUGCGUACAGGCUGUUCUUUGAAGGCUUUGGAUCGAAGGGAUCUGAAAGCACUCUGUUGAACAAAAGUUCAAUACGUGACAUUUACACUUUUUUGUUGCUCUGACCUUCUUAUUGUAAAUUCCACUGUGUACUAUGGGGAUUUGAUUUCAAUCCUUUAAAGAGACUUUGUACCACAGUUAUAGAAAAUACUUGCUUCUGAUCGACUGGCAGGUAUGGGUUACCAUACCAGGACAGGACAUGUCAAACAAACGAAGUACCAGUCAACCAGUGACUUUUAAGUAAAUAUGCAUAAUACAUUUAGCCAUAGGUAACAAUGAUUAUCUCAGUAAGCUCUCACUGACUAAACUGACCUACACUAACAUGGCUUAAACUGCACAAAAACAAAUAUUUAAAAAAAGAAGAAAAUUUAGACAUCCUGUGGAAGGUAACCAUAGUAUGACUGAUAAUACAGUCCAAGGUAUACAGAUUUAGAAAAUAAUGGACUCAUUAGUGGAAUCACAUCUCUGUAUCAUUUGAGAAAGUUAUACUUACUUUCCUCUUACCUGUGUUGCUAUUUAUCAAUCUAAAUUGUUUUGGUCCGAGUUGCCAAGUGUUGGAGAUAUUGGCCGUAGACAUGCCUGCCUUCUUUUGAAUGUGAUGGAACUAGAUGGCACUCAGCUUGUGGUGUUCAAAGCACAAAAAAACAUACAUUUGAAAAACUCAAUAGCAAUGUCUCUUUCCAGAAAGUAUGACCUGGUAAGUCAUGAUUAUUCACAGAUGUUGUUGUGAGCAGGUUCACAUACAAACUAUUGUCUUUUUACUGGUUUACCACAUCCACAAACUAUAUCACUGUGCAGAGGGAAGCGUGUGCCUACAGCUAGCUCACCUAGCACCUCUAAGCUAACUAACACCACAGCUCAGCUGAGUAGGACACCAUUUAUGUUUAUAACUCAUGCUGUGACAACCACACGCCUCCCAUCUAUGAGUAGAUGAUACAGUUUACAGCAGAUGAUACAGUUGCAAGGUGUACGAUAGAAAAUAGGCCCACAUGAAACUGCGCACGACAAUGUCUGUGGAUUAUCUCAAGAAAUCAGGUCAUGAUUUCUGAAAAGAGACAUUGCUGUUAAGUUUUUAAAUGUAUUUUUUAUGCUUUGAGCACCACAAGCAGAGUGCCAUCUAGUUCUCUUAUAUUGGAGAGAUGGUAGGCAUCUCUAUGGCUGAUAUCUCCAACACUCUGCAACUCACACCAAAACAACCUCAACUGAUAAAUAGCACUACAGGUAAGAGGAAAAAUAUGCAAUUUUUAAUUUGGGGUGGACUGUCCCUUUAAAGUUUGUCUGUAAGGCCUGUAAUAAUAGUGUGUGCAGGAACAUAUUGAUGGUCUGACUAUACAAUACUAAUAACUAUAUAAAUUUGGUAAUUGCUAUAUAAUAGAGAUGUACUGCCUGUUAUUAAACAUAUCAUUUCCAAUACUGUAACAUUACCUUUAACUAUUUAUUGUUGUGAAUUGAAAGUCAAAAGAUUUUUUAAGCUGUUCUCAAAAACACGAAGGCCUUUUAAACAGAGAAACCUGGUCAGCAGCACUUAGACGGACAGGAAGUCAGAGCAAUUUACAUGUUCAAUAGGUUAUUGAUCUGUCAGGCUAUAAAAGAUUUACUUUAUCGGAAGGCAACCCACAACUGUUUACCUUGUGUACUGUUUUUACAAGUAAAAAGCUGAAUUUCAUACUGCUCUGCUCCAGGGUUAGCUCAGCGUGGAUUAAUGAAACAUCCACUACCACCUUGCAUAACCUCAAACAACGCUACACAGCACUACUGAGGAUAAAUUAACAAACAGGUAUGACCGACAGCACUCGCUGUUAUUGUACAUCUCGACCCUGUCUCACUUGUAUCAGACUAAUUAUGAAAUAUUUUCUGUGUUUUGUUUGUAUCUCGAAGAACUGAUGCUGAUCAGAGCAGGUCUCCCAUGAACAACACAUCCUUGAUCUCCAUGAGAGUAGUCUUGCCAAAUAAAUAAAACUUUAAUUGAAUCACAAAAACAAAUUUGUUAAUCAGCUCGCGGCUACACUUGAACAUCUUGAGAGCAUCACAGGUCUUGUUAUCUGUAUUCUUGCUUUCACAAAUAUGCAUUAGAGAUAUGGUACAUGACCAGAGAGGUUUAAUUAAUUUCACUUAAAAAUUAAACAACAACGUUUAAUACUCCAGUAUUACAACAAGUCUGCCAGUGAUACCAUGCCAUAUUUGUGCUUACACAGGUCAGCCAUGCAUGCUUACCUCAUUUAACAAAAAUAUGCACUAAGCCUCAGUCUGCAGAAAGUGGUUCCGGCAUGAGGCCCCAACAAAGGAAUUGCAGACAUGGUUUAGUCGGGUGUUGUGUCUGUGGAGCCAAAAUAAUCCUCCGCAUCAGGUCCAGAGAUCAGGCCAUUUGGUGGCAGUGUGUGUGGGGUGUUUGUUACUUGAAUGCAUAUGUGUCCAUUAACAUCAAUGUGUGUGCACAAACCAUGUUUAAAUAUGCCAUAAAUACAUACAGGUACUUUUAUGUCUUUGUGAGUAAUUAUGGCCGACUAGUGAUGAAUGAUACAAUGUGAAAUAAAUAUUGCAAUAAAUGAGAA
Epinephelus fuscoguttatus (brown-marbled grouper) is the source of this 3312-nucleotide messenger RNA. Its product is annotated as protein CutA homolog. The record is from RefSeq and is a predicted model, not a curated record. Gene Ontology annotation, molecular function: copper ion binding. NCBI's taxonomy places the organism in Eukaryota, Metazoa, Chordata, Actinopteri, Perciformes, Serranidae. Gene Ontology annotation, biological process: response to metal ion. The transcript is spliced from 5 exons. The coding region runs from base 198 to 641 and encodes 147 amino acids.